Messenger RNA from Rotaria sp. Silwood2, 1245 nucleotides. The record is from the annotation of a GenBank genome assembly. NCBI's taxonomy places the organism in Eukaryota, Metazoa, Rotifera, Eurotatoria, Philodinida, Philodinidae.
AUGCUAUCGAUACGUAAUAGACUAAAUAAAUCUGUUGAACAUCACUCCCAACUAUCCGUUAGUGAACUUUAUGUUGCUUGGCAUCUACAGAAUAAACAAUUGUAUAUUACUGUACCAGAUAUCGCUCUAUUAAAACGAACUUCCGAUUUGUGGAUGCACAAAACGAAAUCGGAAACAAUCAAAACCUAUGCCGAUUAUUUCGAACAUAAAUUACCAAAUGUUUCUAUUCACCGAGAUUCUUUAAUGGCAACAAUGAGAGCUAUAAGCAAUCCUCGAAUAAACUAUCUUCAUCAAAUACCAACAGAAAAUAAAGCAAAUAAAAAUUCUACAACUGAUUUAAUCGAUCAAUCUGUGCACUAUCCCAUAGAACUUCUUCAUUAUGCUCCAGUAAAUCAAGCAGAUUUGAAACUCCUCUAUAAGUUACCAAGUAUUCUUGUACGUCUUACUCAACUAUAUUGGAUUGAACAAUUGCGAAUGACUCGACAAGCUUUACUUCCAUUGACAUCACUCACAUAUGAUCCAUCGAACAUACAAAAUACGUUAACAAAUGAACAACCUUCUCCUGAUAUACUUUUUCAAGCAAUAACACGACGUUCUACUGGUGAACAAAUGGAUAAUGAAAAUUUCGAAAUACUUGGUGAUUCUUUUCUUAAAUUGACUGUUUCAAUGUCAUUAUAUUAUCGUCAUCCUUUGGCUAGUGCUGGUUCAUUGACAGAAAAAAGAAUUAAACAAAUUUCAAAUGAAAAUCUUUAUCGAUUAGCUGUACAAAGACAACUAAAACAUUUUUUAUAUGUUAAUAAAAUUGUUUUUCGAGGUAAAGAUGCCAAUUGGUUACCACCUGGAUAUGUAAUUGAUGAGGCUAAUUCGACGUUGGGUAAACGACACUCUCAUCAAAAUGCGAAACGAAAAGCUUUUAGCGAUAUGAUAGAAGCAUUUAUUGGUGCUUUUCUCAUUUCAAGUAAUUAUACAACGACGAUCAAAUUUAUGUAUUGGCUUGGUCUUGAUGUUAUUCCAGUCAGUAAACAAGGCAACUUAAUGGAACUUCCAUCAGUUCUCCGUUCAAAUAUGGCUGCGAAUAAUGAAAUUCAGAACAAUGAGAUAAUCAAUAAAUUUUUUCUUGAUCGAGCAUUUAAUGAAAUUGAAACUAAAAUACAAUACGUCUUUCAAACUAAGGCAUAUCUUAUUGCAGCAUUUACUCAUUCAUCAAGUUUUGCUGAUCUUGUAACAGAUAGUUAUGAACGGUAG